AUUCCUCCAGCCACUUCCGGUUCCCCUCAUCCUCCUCAUUCGACGCUGGAGAGAACCAUGGAGAAGACCCCCGCCACGGCCGCCACUCUCCCAGACGCAGAGCUGCCACUUCCCGAACCUGGGCUCUCCCCCACCCGCAUCAGAGGCAAAGCCCAGGAGGAGAAGUUGCUGCCGCCGGUGCUGGAAAUGCCCCCCAGGCCUUCCUUGAGCGGUUCUCACAAUGUUGGGCUUUGGGGCAUCCAGAGCCAGCAUUCGAGUGGUAUUCGAAACCAGGACCUGCGGCUUCCAAAACACAGACCUGCCCCAGGGAAGCGCUACCAAUGCACUGGAGAUGGAUGCCGCCUGGCCUGCCGUUCCAUGCCGGAGCUCCUGGAGCACAUGCAUGCCCACUUCCGGCCCACCCAGUCCCUGGAAGGGAAAACCUUCCGCUGCUCGACACUGGGCUGCGCGGAGUUGUUCCCUGACAUGCAAAGCCUGAUGGGACACAUGAAGGUGCAUUACAAGCCCAACCGCUACUUCAAAUGCGAGAACUGUAUGUCCCGGUUCCGGACUCACCGCUCGCUCUUCAAGCACCUCCAUAGCUGCUUAGAUGCGGCCGCCAGCCGGCAUUCUUUCCCCACGGAGAAGCCCCCUUCUGUAGCAGGGAAGGAACUGGAAGAGCUGCCCAAGCUCCAGAGUGUUCUGCAGAGCAUCCGGAAGGACACCGUACUCCCUAUGAAAAAGGAAGUGACGGAAGAUGCCCCAGAUGAUUCGCUGCCGAUCGAGCUUCAUGGCGACAUAGGCAGCUCCUCCACGGAACCAGGCCCGAUCUCCUCAACGGCUGCGCACUCAUUCCCAUUGCUGGAGCAGUCCCUCUUUGGGCCGUCCGCCCUGGACAGGUUCUCCGGCUCCGUCCCAGGUCCAUUCCUGCCCUACAUGCACCCACCGGGCUAUGGCUUGUCUCCCACGGCCGUCCAGAACCGCCUCCGGCCCUUCCUGCCUGGGCAAGGCCUCCCCGUCUCCAAUGCCAUCUGGAAGAAAAGCCAAGGGCAUUCCUCCAACAGCCGCAUUGUGUGGGAGCACACCCGGGGCCGUUACAACUGCCUGCAGUGCCCCUACUCCACGGCUUCCCGGGAGGAGAUGACUCAGCACACGGAGGAGCACCGCAAGAACCCCUCUCCCCCUGGACGCCUGGAUGGCGAAAUGGAUUUUGGAGUCACCAUCCCUUCGUUCCACCCGAAAUUGACACCGUCAGACGUGGAGAACCCCCUCUUUUCGCCGUUGUGAGGCACUCACAGCUCAUUUUUUAAAAUCAAUUUUAUUAUUAUUAGACUUGGCUCCAAACAGCAGAACGUGCAGCAGCCUAAACCCAGCACCUCGCUUCCCUUCUUUCCACUCUCAAAUCAGCUGCCGUUUGGAUAUAAGGAACGAGGAUAAUUAUUUAUAAUGUGAUGUAGAACAUUUCUGUGCAUCUUUUUAAAAAGGCAUUCUUCCUUGCUCUCAGGGUGGGGUUGGUUGGGGGGACUCUCAAAACGGGAGGAUCAAUUCUGCUCAGGUUUGUUAGUUGGCUAUUGCUGCUUUUUUGAAGAUUUUUUUUGGGAGGGGAUGACACAACAAUAAAAAACCAGAAAUUGUACAGAAA
Anolis sagrei ordinatus is the source of this 1621-nucleotide messenger RNA. RefSeq names its product zinc finger protein 414 (gene ZNF414). NCBI's taxonomy places the organism in Eukaryota, Metazoa, Chordata, Lepidosauria, Squamata, Anolidae. The record is from RefSeq and is a predicted model, not a curated record.